Messenger RNA from Fusarium odoratissimum NRRL 54006, 2203 nucleotides. Its product is annotated as glutathione peroxidase. NCBI's taxonomy places the organism in Eukaryota, Fungi, Ascomycota, Sordariomycetes, Hypocreales, Nectriaceae. The transcript is spliced from 2 exons. Gene Ontology annotation, biological process: response to oxidative stress. The coding region runs from base 386 to 1111 and encodes 241 amino acids. Gene Ontology annotation, molecular function: glutathione peroxidase activity. The record is from RefSeq and is a predicted model, not a curated record.
UGCUUGUAGUGCAUGUCUUGUUCUGAUUAGCGAGUGAUGGUCUUCAGCUGGGCACUUUAACCGCUUUUGACCAGAUAUAUCCUUUUAUUAUACUUCGGCUCACAUAAACGUGAAACAUAUAAAACAAUUCAGUGAACGUCAGGAAUAAUUCCAAAUACCUAUUAUCUAUCUGAAUCUUCGGUACCGGCGGAAUUGGAGACCCCGAUCACUCCACCCCGAAUACGUCACCAAACCAAAAAUGGAGUCAAGUGCCGAGGCUUGUAGAAGUGUAGAAGCAGUCUCCAUACAAUCAAUUACCGUUAUUGUGUAACUCGGAUUGUUUCUUCAGGUUUAUUCCCUGCUCCUCUGCUACCAAUUCUACUGCACCUAUACCUGUACCUAUCUAAUGUCCCUGUGGCGUGCUACUGCUCCUCGUUGGUUGACUUUACGGCCAUCAUCAAGUUCCAGUUCCCGCUGGCUUAAUAAAUACUACACCACCACCACUACAACUUCUUUUCGUUCCCCACCAUUUUCACCUCUCAACACAAAACACAACAGUCCUCACCAGAGAAAUAUCACUCAUAACCAUCUUCGUCAUCUGAGUACAACUUCAAAGAUGGCUUCUGCUACUAGCUUUUAUGACUUUAAGCCUCUUGACAAGCGCGGUCAAGAGGUUCCCCUCGCCGACUACAAGGGCAAGGUCGUCCUCAUUGUCAACACAGCCUCCAAGUGCGGCUUCACUCCCCAGUAUGCUGGUCUCGAGAAGCUCUGGACCAAGCUCAAGGAGAAGUACCCUGAGGACUUUGUCAUUCUCGGCUUCCCCUGCAACCAGUUCGGUGGCCAAGAGCCCGGCACCGACGACGACAUCCAGGAGUUCUGCCAGCUCAACUACGGCGUGACCUUCCCCAUCAUGCAGAAGACCGAGGUCAACGGUGACAACACCAACCCUCUUUGGGCCUGGCUCAAGGACCAGCAGUCGGGUCUUUUGGGCCUCAAGCGCAUCAAGUGGAACUUUGAGAAGUUCCUUGUUGGGCGUGAUGGAAAGGUCAAGGGGCGCUGGGCUAGCACCACCAAGCCCGAGAGUCUGGAGGAGCCUAUCCUGAAGGCUCUUGCGGAGAAGGCUGAGGCUUAAUUUGAGAUGGGUGAACGACAAAAGGUGUGCUGUUGAACCCCUUCAAUCUAAAAUGAGAUACCCUGUUGGGGCCAGACAGCGACACGAGGAUUAUGAAGUUUUAAUGAGGGCUUUUAGGCCCAUGCGUACUGCUACAUAAACUAAUACAAGGAUUUAACCAACUAUGGACUGUUCUGCCUGUAACCCAUCUGAUAAUCAUGAAGCUUUGUGGCUUGGCGUCAUUCAUCCCAUUGGAAUAAUUUCGACAUACCAAUCAGUAACCCAAUAAACAGAUAAAUCAUUUUACCAUGUACUUCCGAAGCAUAUUCACUACUGCAAUAACUUUUAUGUGAUACCAUAUUAUCUUUUCUCAUGUCACAACCCUCCGAUCAUCCGUGGCUCACUUACACCCGACUACAUACAAUCUCAUACCAAGAUCUCACCCCAAAUUCCUCCAACCACUCAUCUUACACGUUUUCAUAGUAAUACCUAGUUCCGGGGUCGUAUUCGAGCCAGACCUCCGCUUCCAUGGUAUCAACCUGGGCGACAACUUGUUGCCAUAGGUAAAUCUCAAAAGCUCCUGGCAUGAUUGCAGGAACAGCGACAGCGCAUCUGAAGGUUCCCUCCCCCUCGGGACUUAGAAUCAUGACGAGAUUACGCCCAGGCAGACGAUAGAAUCCUGGAGUGUCAUCAGACGGAUUCCAGCUAACCACCAUUCCUGGCCGAAGACGCUCUUUGAAUGGAACAUCUGCCAUCUCGGGUCUCGGGUCUUGGCUUGAAAGUCCCUGUUUUCCAGCUGCUUCUUUCUCCGACUUGGCGUCUUUCUGGGUCGCCUUUGGCUUGUUGUUAGCGGCUCGCUGUGAAUCGAUGUGAAGACGCCAGAAUUUGGCUUGGAAGGCGGUCGCUUGCUCGAGCGUGACGCCCGGGGUCUUGAGGCAGCGUGUGAUGAACUCUGGAACCGGGAGUCGAAGAAGUUGGAUACCCGUCUCUUUGGGUGCGAGAGCUGUAGGAGAAACGGGCGGGGUGCCAGACUGUAGAUGGUGUUAGCAAGUUGUUGUUAUUGACAGCAAGCUAGUACUCGAUGACUUACGUUCUUGAGAAUCCAGUCGUGGA